AUGGGUUUCACGUCAAACCAGUUGAAUAUUCUAAUUUUCAAAAGUCUACUUGCCCGUUUUCUUUCUUGAGACGGCAUUUCUUGUCCCCUUCUCCGACAGUUACAUUCUCACUGGCACAUAGACCUGACCUAGAAUUGCUACAUAGAAUUCGGACUAAACCAAAACGCUGGGACGUGCGGGGGAGACAGCAGGAAAUCUUAGUUAUGGAUAUAAUGUAGUAGGACCGCUGGAAGCUACGGCGAAAGGGGGGUAGACAUUUCUGUUUAUAACAUUGGUCGAAUAAUGUAGCUAUUUCAUCGCUACAAUUAGACUAUAGAACGUAGCCUACUAAGCGAAUCAAGCCCAAUGAGUUAUUCCAGGUGUGUGUUUGGCUGCAGUGACCUGUGAGGGUGUUGCCAGUGACAGAGCAAGGAUCAACUCCUGCCUUCAGCCUGUCUUUGUCUGAGUGGGAGGAGUCAGGGUUCAAAGGUUGUGACUCUGAGGACCCGCGGGCUGUAUUUCCAUAUGAGGCCCUGCUGAGGGGGCUGGGGACCAACCGAGGUUUUGGAGUAACACACGUUUCUCUUCCCGUUGCAGGGAUGGCCACAUCUAUAUCAUGACAAUGAUGGACAUGAGUGCCCAAGGGCUGUGAGAGCCCCUUGGGGAAACUUCAUGCACAAACCCACUCUCUUCCUCACACAGAAACACACACUCUCUCUGACACACACACAGUCUUAUUGAGACACACUCACACACACACAGAGCAUGUUGGAGGUCCAGGAGGAAAGGCCUGCCACAGCAGGAGGGACGGCAGCAACACACUUCAGCAAGAAAGAGCGAGGGAAGAAGGAACGAGAGGAGGCCAAGGACGGCCGGGGGAAUAUCGGGAUCAGUAUUCCAGGUUCGGGUGGCCGAGGGAACGGCAGAGGGAAAGCCCCUCACACACACACAGGCAGCCCCCACCAGCUCAUCACCCCACCCUGCUCUGUGGUGCUGGGAGCCCCCUCCAUUCAUCACAACAGACUGAAGAACUCCCCAUCCACCAACACACAGAGUCCUAAACCCAAGCCAGAAGUCAUGGUGCGCUCCCCUCCUGUCAUGUCUCCCUCCGGUGGUGCCGCCCAAAUGGACUCCAAACUGCCCAAUCAGAACAAACCAGGAAGCUGCGGCAGCCAACUUCAGGCUUCGCCCUGCGACCUCAAGACAGUGGGUGUUAAGGGCUCCCAGCAGGGGGGUGUAUUGGGGACGGGCCCAGGGGGCAUGGGGGGGCUAAAGAACGGCCAGGGCCUGAUCUCUGGGGGACAGGGGUCAAAGGUGAAGGUAAAAAGAGAGAGGAGCACUUCGGUGGAGUCCUACAACGAGCAGCAGCCAGACACAGUCACGCCCACCAGCGAUGACAAGGACAGUAACAGGGUGAAGAGGAUGUGUGUGGCUGAGAGGAGGCAGCCCUACAGUGGAGCUGACUGGUGCUCUGGAGGAGAGAGUGAUGAGGACGACAAAGGAUUCUUCAACUGUAACUCCAGUGACGUGAAGCCCCAGGACUCCAACUCCCAUCCUCCCUCCAACGCCGGACUCAGCCGCUCUUCCACGCCCUCCCACAAUCCACUAGGAGGCCAGGGCGCAGCGUCGGAGUCGGCGGGUGGUCAGAAGGCUGGGUCUAAAGUGGUUUAUGUCUUCACUACAGAGAUGGCCAACAAGGCAGCCGAUGCUGUUUUAACAGGACACUCAGAAAACAUAAUCAACUUCCACAUGAAAAACAUAUCCAACAGCAAGGACAAGACCCCCCUCCCACCCCUGAACAAUCAGACAGGACCCCUCCGAGGUGACUCCAAGCCCUCUCAGCAGUCAUCUCACCCCUCAGACCAGAACCACCAGACAGUGUCUAAACCUGGCAUGACUGAUCAAGCUCCACCCCAGCCCCCUCCCCAGGGGAUUAAGCCUGGUUCACUCACCCAGGAUGGGGCCUCCUCAGCAGGCAUGGACCCCAAGAAAAUCCCUGGUAAUACCAUGGGUCCAGGUGACCAGGCCCCUGGGUGCCAGCCUCAGUCCGAACAGGGCAUGCCUCCUGUGAACCCCCCUCAGCCUGGGGAAGGAGUAGGGCCGGGGUCAAUGGGGAUGGGUCACCCUGGUCUGACACCCCAGCAGCAGCAGCAGCAGCAACUGGCCCAGGAGCUUCUCAACAUGGAGGCCAAUACCGAGGGACUGUCCCAGGAACAGCUGGAGCACCGCCAACGCUCCCUCCAGACACUCCGAGACAUCCAGCGCAUGCUCUUCCCUGACGACCGCGACGCCCCACCGCCACCCGGCCCCCAUGGGGGACCCCCACAGCCCCACGACGGCAUGCCUGAUGUGGGACCCAGGAGGCCGGAGCAGGGCCCUCUCCAGGCCAUGAUGGCCCAGUCCCAGAGCCUAGGUCCACCAGUGGGACCAGGAGGGCCCCGACCCCAGGGACCCCCAUUCGGCCCCCUGCAUGGACACCCCAGAGACAUGCCCCCUUUCCCAGACGAGCUGGGUCACAUGAUAGGUCCUGGGGGGUGUGGAGACGGAGAUCACAUGACCCCGGAGCAGGUGGCCUGGCUGAAGCUGCAGCAGGAGUUCUACGAGGAGAAGAAGAGGAAACAGGAAAUGCAUCACCGCCCACUUCCUCCCGACAUGAUGAUGCAUCCCCACGGGCCGCGCGGCAUGAUGAGAGGACCCCCACCUCCCUACCAGAUGGGCCCCGGAGAGGUGUGGGGUCCAGGGGGGCCGGGAGGGCCAUCAGAGCACUACCAGGAGCGCAUUGCCAUGGGCCCCAGAGGGAUGCCGCCUCACAUGCAGAGGAUGCCAGGGUUCCCCCAAGGCAUGAUGAAUCCUGAUAUGGAGGGACCCCCCAGGCCCGGGAUGGGCUGGCCUGAAGACAUGCCCCCCAGAAUGGGGAUGGGGGAUGGCCGAGGGUUCCCAGGAGGGCCAGGGGGGAUGUUCGGAGGUCCAGGGUUGCGGGGAGAGCGCUUCCCCAACCCCCAGUCAGUCCAGGAGGCUAUGUUUCACCAGGGGAUGGGGGGCGACAAGGGACCGGGCCUUCCUCCACAGAUGAUGAUGGAGAUGCAGAGGAUGAUGGGACACCAAAGAGGCGGCAUGGAGCCGGGCAACGGGGGCGGGAUGAUGUUUCCCAGGAUGCCUGGCGAGGGCCCCAUGAGCCCCUCCUCCAGACUGGCUGUGAUGGGGGGCCGGGAUAUGGGCCCUGAGUUUGGCAUGGGCUCCCAUGGGAACCCCCAACUACGAGAUGGGCCAAUGAAUAUGAGCCCAGACGAGAUAAUGAGAAUGAGAGGGCCUCCAAUGGACAACAUGGGGCCCCAGGGAAGGCAGAUGCAGGGGUCCCACUUCCCUGACCAUCCCCAGCCAGGGGACUUCCCCAUGGGGCCCGGACGGCCCUUCCCUGGGGGUCCUGGAAGUAUGAGGGGGCCUCAUGGAGAGCAGCCCUACCGUGGCCCGGAGCACAGGACCACGCCUACGGCGGGCAACGGCCGACUUAACCACCUUCCCCCCGCCGCCGGAACACCCCAGGGCCAGAGGGGACGUAAGCCUGCAGAACUGAACAUCCAGUCAGGAGGGGCCAGCUCGCCCAGUCUCAAUCCCCUCAAGUCCCCUCCUUUGAGGCAGGUGCAAUCCCCCAUGAUGGGCUCUCCCUCUGGGAACCUCAAGUCCCCCCAGACCCCCUCCCAGCUGGCUGGUAUGCUCUCCGGCCCUCCGGGACCCAACGGCCCCCCUAACACUGCCAACUCGGCCCCAAUGAAGUCCCCUCACUCUAUGAUGGGGUCUGCUGGUGCCUCCCCAGUACAUAUGAGGUCCCCGUCCCUCCCCAACCCUUCUCCAGGGUGGGCAUCCUCCCCCAAACCCCCCAUGCCCAGCCCAGUACUCCCCCAGCAGCAGGGGGGGAAAACCCCCCUCAGUAUGACCUCACCUAACAUGAUGGGUAACAUGGAGCAAGGUGGUAACGUCCCCCCUCGUCAGGAGCCCAGUCUGGCCCCAUGCCCCUCCAGGGGUCCAGGUGGCGCCCCGACCGGCAGCCCCUAUUCCCUCCCCCCCGAACCCACGCUAUCCCAGAACCCCCUCUCCAUCAUGAUGUCACGCAUGUCUAAGUUCGCCAUGCCAAGCUCCACCCCCCUCUACCACGAUGCCAUCAAGACGGUGGCGAGCUCGGACGACGACUCGCCCCCCGCACGCUCCCCAAAUCUACCCCCCAUGAACAACAAUGGUAUGGGAAUGAACCAGCACCAAGGUCCUCCUCGUAUGAUGGGCCCCGGCUCCUCUAGCUCAAUGCCUGCCCUCAGUCCUCUGGGUAUGACCCCCAUGGGCUCCCAGCCUCUCUCCCACGGCAUGCCCCAGCAGAUGCCUUCUCCCAACAUUGGCCCGGGCAUGAUGCCCCAUGGCAUGAUGAUGCCCCCCAACCCCCAGGACCAAGGCAUGGGCAACCCCCAGAUGAUGUCCCAGGGGCGAAUGGGCUACUCCCACCGAGUGCAGGGCUACCCCCUGCCCCAAUCCCCCUCCCAGCAGGGUCCCUUCUCCCCCCACAAUGGCCCCGGGCCCCAGGUCUUCCCAGGACAUCCCAUGGGCUUCCAGGGAGAGGGGGGUCCUAUGGGGGGUCGGAUGGGGAACAUGCCCCAUGGAGGGGGAGGCGACGGGGGUAGGCCCAACAACCCUGGAGGACCGCAGUUCAACAUGCAGGGAGAGUUUAGUGAUGCAGAUCUGCAUGAAGUGAUGCGAACAGGAGCAUCUGGUAUGCCAGAGUUUGACCUGUCCAGGAUCAUCCCAUCAGAGAAGCCCAGCCAGACUCUGUCCUACUACCCCAGGGGAGGAGGAGAUGGGCCUGGCCCAGGGGGGAAACCUCCACACAUGCAGGGGAUGAUGCAGGGUAUGAUGGGGGAGGGCCCGCCCAGGAUGGGCAUGUCCAUGCAAGGGAUGGGGGGGAUGGCUGGGGGGCCGGGAGGUGGUAUGGCCCCCCAGGACAUGCCCAUGGGAAACCCUUCCCACAAUCAUAUGCGGCCGCAUGGACCCCCAGGGUUCAUGGGUCAGGGAAUGAUGGGACCCCAGCACCGGAUGAUGUCACCGGGGGGCAUGAUGCAGGGGAAGGAGAGGGGGGUGCUCUACAACCACCCUGGGCCUGGGGGGUCGCCCAAUAUGAUGAUGUCACUACAAGGCAUGGGUGCCCCCCCCCAGCAGACGAUGAUGAUGGGGGGGCAUAUGAGGCAGCGUGGCAGGGACAUGGACAUGGGGUUCAGCCCAGGGCCCGGAAUGUUCUAACACACAACUCAUAGAAUCUUGGACCUUGAAUGUUCUGAGCCGAUAUACAGUAUGGGGAUGGAAUAAGUCUCACAGCAGAUAAGAGAUGGAUUAAAACGCAGGAAGUAAGGAAUGAAAGACAGAGGUGGGUUCUCUGGAUUAAAACAUGUAGUGCAGAGGAAUGGGUAGUUAAUGGCUUGUGGGAGCUACAUAGCCCAGUACUUGUCUUUUACCACAAGCAUUUCAUUUAGUCUCUUCAGAAAUGUCUGAAUGUAUGGGAUUGCUGUGCUUCAAUGUCAAUUUAAACUGUUCAAGUGUUUUUUUUUCUUCUAAAUCUCUGAUUAUAAGGGUGAGUUGAGCAUCGGAGAGGAAUGGAGUGAACCACCUUGGAGGACUGUACAUCGACUUUUUCAAAUCAGUUAAAAAUCAACAAUGGAUUUGUCCGGUAAUGGAUAACAAACAUAGAAAGACUUUGUGGAAUAAAAUCGUACUUUGAGAAGAUUUCAAUGGAACUCCCAUCUUCUCUCUGGCUCCAUCGUUUUGACUAUUUCUGUCCAGUAUGACUGUGUGUGUAUGUGCCUGUGUGUGUGUUUUUGUUGUAAGUAUGUAUAGGGAUUCUAUCAAUGACCUCUAAGCUCUCUUAUCCACCUUUCAUUGGGGGAGGGACGCCCCACUAAAGAACAGUACUGUUUUCCAUUCAUUUCCUUUGUAACUCCAGUGUAUAACAAACCAAACUAUGACCUCAAAGAUACUAGUAUUAUUAAAAAAGCACAAACAUG
Oncorhynchus keta (chum salmon) is the source of this 6017-nucleotide messenger RNA. RefSeq names its product B-cell CLL/lymphoma 9 protein-like. Gene Ontology annotation, biological process: positive regulation of transcription by RNA polymerase II; canonical Wnt signaling pathway. Gene Ontology annotation, cellular component: beta-catenin-TCF complex. Gene Ontology annotation, molecular function: transcription coactivator activity; beta-catenin binding. Lineage: Eukaryota; Metazoa; Chordata; Actinopteri; Salmoniformes; Salmonidae. The record is from RefSeq and is a predicted model, not a curated record.